Molecule: messenger RNA, 240 nt
Organism: Phytophthora sojae
Lineage: Eukaryota; Oomycota; Peronosporomycetes; Peronosporales; Peronosporaceae
Exons: 1
Source: RefSeq, a predicted model, not a curated record
UUCGAGAGCGUCGAGAGCAUGUGCGGCUGGUGCGGCGCACCGGAGUGCGACUGGCUGCGCUAUGGUGGCGAGCUCGAGGAGGCAGGAAAGCGUCUGCAGGGCAAGCUGGCGAGAAAGAGGCACCGCAACCGUGCUAUCCGCAUAUCGCUGCGUCGAUUGUAUCUCUAUGCUAAAAACGGAAACAUGAAGGGGGACGCCCCAGCAUGCAUCACUCGACGCCUCAACCAACUUUGGCCGGAC